Messenger RNA from Macrosteles quadrilineatus (aster leafhopper), 1792 nucleotides. It is a transcript of the gene nab, whose product is annotated as NGFI-A-binding protein homolog. The transcript is spliced from 13 exons. Gene Ontology annotation, cellular component: nucleus. Gene Ontology annotation, biological process: negative regulation of DNA-templated transcription. The record is from RefSeq and is a predicted model, not a curated record. Bases 15 to 1694 code for a protein of 559 amino acids. Gene Ontology annotation, molecular function: transcription coregulator activity; transcription factor binding. Lineage: Eukaryota; Metazoa; Arthropoda; Insecta; Hemiptera; Cicadellidae.
GUCACCGAUCACCGAUGGACUACCCUGGCGACGCUAGCUCUAGUACCGGCACAGUGACUACACCACCGCCACCCCUUCACAACGCAGCCCCCAAGAUACUGUCUAGGAACACCAACGGCACCUUGGUGCUGACGUCAACUCCCAACAACGAAGCUGAGCUACAGUUGUACCGCGUCAUGCAGCGCGCCAGCCUGCUGGCCUACUACGACACUCUCCUAGAAAUGGGAGGGGACGACGUACAACAGCUCUGUGACGCUGGAGAGGAGGAGUUCCUGGAGAUCAUGGCGUUGGUGGGGAUGGCGUCAAAACCAUUGCAUGUGCGGAGGCUGCAGAAGGCUUUACAAGAGUGGCUGACCAACCCUGUAAUGUUCCAGACACCCCUGGUGCCCGGAUCCUUCUCCAGAGUGGCGCCCUCGUAUGUCGCCCCCGUCAGUCCCAGCCCCGUCACAUGCAAACUUGACCCCCUCCUGCCUCACUCGCCAUCUCCCAACAACACUCAGGUAAUGGCUGGUGAGGUGGCCUCAAGUAUAGGCAGUCCUGGCAGAGGACCCGCCACUAGUACUAGUCCAGGCCCCGGACCCCCGUCCCCACUACAACUAACCCCUGUACUGAGCCCAGCCCAAGUACAGCGGCUGGCCGACUCUGCUGCUAACCUUGUCAAGCGGUUGCCACAACUGGAGACCACAGCCAGAGCAUCCACCAACCCCACCAAGAAGAAAGCCAACAAGGAACUUGAGAGUGUCCUUGCUAUGGACGAAGACGAUCCACAAAAACUAGAGCAGAUCAGGAAGUUUGCCGCUAUUUACGGACGCUUUGAUUGCAAACGCAAACCGGAGAAACCUCUCACACUCCAUGAGGUGUCUGUAAAUGAAGCAGCUGCCCAGAUCUGCAGACUUGUCCCUGCCUUGCUCAUGAGAAGAGACGAGCUAUUCCCUCUGGCCAGACAAGUUGUCAGGGACUCUGGUUACCACUACUCUAAGGGACAUUCCAAAGCAUACACUGUUAGUCACAGUUCGAGAUCAAUGUUGGGCUACAGUAAUGGAGAAAACGGCAGCAAGAGACCGAGGCUAGAUCCACCUCAGUCUCCCACUGACCUCACAGAGGAGUCAGCCAGACUCAGGCGACAGGAGAGGCUAGAGCAGAUAGGCGAUGAGUUGCACAGCGUAGAGGACCUGCUGACUGCAGGGUCGGCUCCCUACCAGGUGGAGGCUCUACAAGCUCGGCAAACACAGCUGCUACAGGAGCGCACGGAACUGAUGAGAUACAACUCCUCAUUACAUAUGUACAGGAGAACAAGCAGUUGUGGCCGAGUGUCUUCUUCUUUUGACUCUGAAAAACUUGAUACAGAUGAUACAGAUUCUCAACUUUCCUUUAGUAAUGCUAGCUCUCCCUCUCAGGAUGUUGGUGACUCCCGGGACUCACUAACGAGGGAGGCUGAUCUGUUGAGUCCAAAACCAAAACAGAAUGAGUCUGAAGAUGAGUUUAAAAUUGUCAACGAGAUGAUUGUAGUCCCUUCCAAAACGGAUACAGAGGACUUUGAAGAUCCUUACUUCAAAGAGAACAAAGUUCAGGUGAUUGCGUCCAGCGGAGGAAACAUCAUUGCUGUUGCCAACCCUGCACUCUCCAUGUCCCCAGCCAUCGUAGACCCUGUGCUUCUCAAGAAAGAAGCUGUUUCACCAAAGCUUUCAUCAUAACUCACUGAUUUUUACAGUAAAACCCAUUGUGAUCUAAAUUUAUAAGAUAAACUUUGUUAAAUGUAUUGUAAAGUUAAAUAAAUUGUUAUUUUAUGUUG